CGCCUUUGCGUUGCGAGUUGAGUUUUUCAUCGUCGUCCGGUUCGCGCACAUCGCUUCUGUCUCGGUCGCAAGAGUAACACAGAACCCACUGGGACUUGGGACUAUCGACAACCGCCAGGCGACACUACAACUAACCACCCGAAACGACACAGUGCUCUCGGGUUACAGUGCAGCGCGAGUGAACCACAGUGAACCCCACCAGUCUUCAACCAAGCAUACAAACAGUAAAAUGCAGCCCAUAUAGGAAACCAUCGCCAGCGUAGAUCCAAAGUAGCAGUCAAGCGAGAAAAGCCAGUGUAAAACCAAGCGGAGGAGAUGGCCACCAACACGGAGCUGCUGCCCUUCCAUCACCAGACGAUCGCGGUGUUGAACAAUUUGAAUAGCCACUGCGGCGGAUCCGGGAGCAACGGAGCGGCCACCAGUGGCGGAGCGCCGGGGGCGGCGAUUGGCGGCGGCGGAGCGGGAGGAGCAGGCGGAGGAGCGCCCAGCUGGGCCACCAUGGACGAACUAUACCAACAGACUGAGCUGCCCGGCCUGACGCGGACCGGGGCCACCACCACCCACCACCACCUGCUGCGCUUCACGCCCUACGCCCUGCACCACCGCCCGCCGCACCACCAGCUGCAGACCCUGCCCCCCGCGCUGUACUUGCAGCAUGCCGCAGCAGCGGCGGCGGCGGCGGCAGCGGCAGCAGCCCACGCGCAGCACCACCACCACCACCACCACCACCUACCGCACAGGCCCGCCUCGCCGGAGAGCCCGCCGCCCGUGGAGGGCACCCACAUCAGCAAUCUGUUCCCCGAGCUGCUCGAGCAGAUCUUCGAGCACCUGCCCGUGCGGGACUUGGGCCGGGCGGCCCAGGUCUGCACCGCCUGGCGGGAUGCGGCCUACGCCAAGAGCGUGUGGAAGGGCGUCGAGGCCAAGCUGCACCUGAAGCGCUCCAGCCCCAGCCUCUUCAACUGCCUGGUGAAGCGCGGCAUCAAGAAGGUGCAGAUCCUCUCGCUGCGCCGCUCGCUCAAGGAUCUGGUCCUGGGCGUGCCGGCCCUGACCUCGCUGAACCUCAGUGGCUGCUUCAAUGUGGCGGACAUGAACCUGGGCCACGCCUUCAGCGUGGACCUGCCCAACCUGAAGACCCUGGACCUCUCCCUCUGCAAACAGAUCACGGACACGAGUCUGGGGCGGAUUGCCCAGCAUCUGCGGAACCUGGAGACCCUGGAGCUGGGCGGCUGUUGCAACAUCACGAACACGGGCCUGCUGCUGAUCGCGUGGGGCCUGAAGAAGCUGAAGCACCUCAAUCUGCGGUCCUGCUGGCACAUCAGCGACCAGGGCAUCGGUCACCUGGCCGGCUUCUCGCGGGAGACGGCCGAGGGCAACCUGCAGCUGGAGUACCUGGGCCUGCAGGACUGCCAGCGGCUGAGCGACGAGGCGCUGGGCCACAUCGCCCAGGGCCUUACCUCGCUGAAGUCGAUCAACCUGAGCUUCUGCGUCUCGGUGACGGACAGCGGGCUGAAGCACCUGGCCCGCAUGCCCAAGCUGGAGCAGCUCAACCUGCGCUCCUGCGACAACAUCUCGGACAUCGGCAUGGCCUACCUCACCGAGGGCGGCAGCGGGAUCAACUCGCUGGACGUGAGCUUCUGCGACAAGAUCAGCGACCAGGCCCUGACGCACAUCGCCCAGGGACUCUACAGGCUGAGGUCCCUGUCGCUCAACCAGUGCCAGAUCACCGACCACGGGAUGCUGAAGAUCGCCAAGGCGCUGCACGAGCUGGAGAACCUCAACAUCGGCCAGUGCAGCCGGAUCACGGACAAGGGCCUGCAGACCCUGGCCGAGGACCUGACCAAUCUCAAGACCAUCGAUCUCUACGGCUGCACGCAGCUCAGCUCCAAGGGCAUCGACAUCAUCAUGAAGCUGCCCAAGCUGCAGAAGCUCAACCUGGGCCUCUGGCUGGUCAGGUGAUGCGUCCACCACGAUUGCAACGCCUGCGCGGCGGAGGAGGCCGCUCGCGGCUCCCACAAUUCCCAACCCUAGAUUACGGGCGGGAAGGAGGGGCAGAUCUGCGGGAGGGUAGGCGGCCAGGGGAGGAGCAGACAAGAUACACUGAGAACUCAUAGCUUUCGUUUGCCAUACCACACGCUGUACUACAUUUUUUUCGUACGAAGCGAGAAACGAGCAGAGAGGCACAAAAACACGGCAACAACAAAGAGCAAACAAUGAGGCACACACUCGAACGCACACACACGCAGCGGGCAAGGCGAGCGGGCGGAGUUGGGGCCAGAGGGACACAGGCAGACGGCGUCGGGGAGAGUGCUGCAAGCCCAGCUGGUUUUUAGCUAGGAAGAGUUAGCCUGAGGUACAAUUUGGCAGGCAAUUUGGGUAACUUUGUUGACUGCUGUUCUAGACCUUUUUACACGACCUGAGUUUUAUCUCAUUCUUUUGCUAUAAUGCAGUAAACACCAUGGAAAGGUGUUGAACCAUCAUUUUUAAAUACACUAUUUUAAAUUUCUUGAUUUUUCCAUCAGACAAAACCCAGAUCAAAACUCAGCUUGUGUUAAAAGGGUCUCGGCAGGUAAUUUUAUUUUUUUUGAGACCAUUCUAGAAUUUCAAGUUUUUUAAAUGAGCUUGGGCUUCCCGCUAGAUCUAGCUAGUUUGCGGCCAAGCACAUGACAGCACUGCUUGUGGAGCUCGCUCCGCUGCGUUGUGUUUUGUUGUGCUGUGCUCCUAGGGGGCCAGAGCGAGAGGGGAGAUGCCGCUGGCGUCGGCUUACACGCACGCAGCGAUAAAAAAAAACACAAAAGAGAGAAAAAGAAACAGCGGGCAACAACAACUGCAGCUAUGGCCGACAGCAACAAAGUGCAUGGCGAUGGAGACGCGCGAUAAGCAGCUGGAGGGAGGUGAGUGGGGGGGGGAGAGCCAGGAGAGUGGGCAGCACACACACACAGAGCCGGGCACGCAUGCGAGUGUGUGUGCAAUGCAGGCCGCAGUUAAGCAGAUGCAAAUAAAUUUAAAUAGUUUAUUUUAAUUCACGCUUCGGCUACAAAAGCCAGCGUCCUCCAUUGCCACAGCAACAGCAGCAACAACAGCGAGAAUAACUACGAUAAAAACAACAAAGCAGAAGAGAGAAAUAGAGGGAGUGUGGGGAAUUAAAGCUCUGGCGACGACGACGGCGACGGCGACUUGACUGACUCUCCACCUCUCUUUUGUCGCUCUCCACCGCAUUUUUCCUGCUCUGUGCCGAGUGCUCCCUUUUUGUUUUUGUUCCUCGCGUUUGUAUCUUUUUGUUUUUGUGCCUCGUCUUCGUUGCGAAUUUGUUUAGUACAGCGUCGUUAGUUAUGCCGUUUAAUUUAGUUGAUUAAAACGUAAACGUAAAAGUAACGAAAACUUAAGCAACAACAAUGUUAAUAGUAGACACCUAAUGAAAGCGCGUAAACUUAAUUCAUAGUUCUUAACAUUUGUCAAGCCACAAUUAGUCAAAUAACGAAAAAGAGGGGAGAAUAACCAUUAACUCAAGUUAUAAAACCAUAACAAAAACAACCUUGUUUAAUAGCAAAAACUCACCCAACACACACACAACCACACAAACACAAACGUUAAAGAAAAUUCUGUAAAUUUUUUAUUGUUUAAUUUAUAAGUAAGCAGGCAAAAAGAGAAGAUAACGAUUGAAAAGAAUAUGCGAAUUAGUUCUUUUUUCUAUUGUGAUAUAAAAUGUAUUGUAUAAAAAGGAAAACAUAAACACAAGCAAGCGAAAACUAAAGCUAAACACAACAACUACGUAAUUUUAUUUAAGCAGCGACAAGCGGAAGGAGCGAGGAUUAAAUUAAAUAAAUUAAAUCUAAUUGAAUAUGUACAAUGUUAUGUUAAGUCUGGAUUAUUCCCACUAUUCUCUGUUCUUGGAUUAGUUAAAUGAGCCCGAUUCGAUGACCCUUUGUUGAAAUGCAAUAACCGAAUGCCUUAAUUUUGCAAGCUGUAUUAUUAACUACGUUGAUUCUGAAAACCCCUUGAGUUUCGAUUGUGAGUUAGCCCUAAAUCUAAGUUACUUCGACGAAUGAUAUUUCUGUUUUAGGAGGCGAAACCCCCCAAAAAUUUCAACGGCACGGCGACGUUGGCGAUGCUGAAGAUGGAAAAGAGAAAAUAAAUUAAAUAUGUAUAAAAAUUAAACAAA
Drosophila biarmipes is the source of this 4159-nucleotide messenger RNA. It is a transcript of the gene Ppa, whose product is annotated as F-box/LRR-repeat protein 14. Bases 316 to 1956 code for a protein of 546 amino acids. Gene Ontology annotation, biological process: SCF-dependent proteasomal ubiquitin-dependent protein catabolic process. Gene Ontology annotation, cellular component: SCF ubiquitin ligase complex. The transcript has a single exon. Gene Ontology annotation, molecular function: protein binding. The record is from RefSeq and is a predicted model, not a curated record. Lineage: Eukaryota; Metazoa; Arthropoda; Insecta; Diptera; Drosophilidae.